AUGUCACCACCGAUGAUCCAUAUGGGAAGCAUGAAAGCAGUGACCAUUCUGAACUGCAGUAGCAGCCAUACGGAUGCAGAUGCAGAUGCAGAUCUCGUGGAACCUAGGUCCAGUGGUAAAGGAAGUAUAUUGAGAUUCAUGGAAUCAAAACAAAUUUCCGAAACAAAUGAUACCAUUGAGAUCGUCUCUCCAGUUCUUCAUCUCUCCGCGUAUGUUCCUUGCUUCAUUAACUGCUAA
This is a messenger RNA of Botrytis deweyae, 237 nucleotides long. RefSeq lists its product as uncharacterized. The record is from RefSeq and is a predicted model, not a curated record. The transcript has a single exon. The coding region runs from base 1 to 237 and encodes 78 amino acids. NCBI's taxonomy places the organism in Eukaryota, Fungi, Ascomycota, Leotiomycetes, Helotiales, Sclerotiniaceae.